Messenger RNA from Argiope bruennichi, 4742 nucleotides. RefSeq names its product repetitive organellar protein-like. The transcript has 2 exons. The record is from RefSeq and is a predicted model, not a curated record. The coding region runs from base 434 to 3955 and encodes 1173 amino acids. NCBI's taxonomy places the organism in Eukaryota, Metazoa, Arthropoda, Arachnida, Araneae, Araneidae.
GUUUUUUCGUGGCGCGCUGUUCGACUAAGCAUUUUAUGACAAUUUGAAACAAAUUAAACUGCGUAAUUAUAAAUGCUUCUUUUAUGAAUCUGAAAAUUUGAAGAAUAUUGGAUUAAAGAUGCUGUAUCAUAUGUAUUGCUCAAGGAUUGAAAGCAUUUGAUUGACAGAAAUCUGGAAAUUUAAAGAAUUCUAGAUUAGACAUAUUACCACAGGAAAUAUUGAGUGUUAAGCCGAAAAAAAAAUUAAAGAAAAGAAAAUUAAUGUGACAUCAGCUAACCAAAAUAGAAUUCAUCACAUUUUUCUUUCUUUCUGAUAAUUUACAAAUAUUACCUUUUUCAGAAGUAAAUACUAUUUUCUAAAUCCAGAUAAAAACUAGCUACAUCUCAGUCACAUAAGAGUUUUAUUCUUUAGAGAGCAAAAUUUCUUGAAUAAUAUGACAUCAAAACAUAAAACUAAUGAUAUGACUGAGACUUUUCUCCAAACUGAAAAUCUGCAAACUGCAGGUGUCCAUGAUUCUAAUAUAAAAAAAUACAAAGGUAAUUCUUGUGGGAUUAAAUAUGGUUUAUCAGAACUUUCAAAUGAUAAAACUUAUUUAGAAACUGAAUUACCAGCUAGAAAAAGAUUUAAACCUGAAUUAUUUAAUACUGCAAAAUGUCUAAAUAAAAUCUAUAAGGUGAUAGGGAAUGAGGAUGAAUCCACAAAUUUUGUAAACAAGGAAAAGUAUUCUGGUGAAGUAUCUAAUAUUGUGUCUGGUGAACAGGAAUUUGAAAAUAAUCUCUCUGAAAAAGGAUUUUUAAAAUCUGACUUAAAUGCAGAAAUAAACCAACAGAGCGAAUCAUCUGUAAAGAAAUUUUGUAAAUAUAAUUCAGUUUUCCAAAGCAAUAUUUUGGGUAAUCAAUUUAAAUUGAACUCAAAUGAAGUGAAUGAAUGUAAUUUUAAAAAGAAAUCAGAAAAUCAUGAUUUUGAAAUUAAUUUAGAAAAUGACUCGUGUAAGAAUCUUGAUAAUGACGAAAUCUCAAAUCGAGGUACUGAAAGUGAAACCGAAUUUGAUGAGGAAUUCAACAAGUGUUGCAAAUUGUUAAAUUUAGAUGUUCCUAAAAUUGCAGUUGUUUCAACAACUGACACAAAAAUUGAAAGUGAUAACUGUGGUAGAAAAUUUUUUGAAAACACCAAAAUAGGUAAUCCUAACUAUAAAAAUCAAAAUUUGCAUACAUUAUACCCCCUAUCAAAUAAACUGGUGUCUAGUUUAAAAAAUAUGCCAAAUGAUGAAGGUAUUAGCUUAGAGACAGUUAAUUUAGAUAAAAAAUUAGAAUUGCAAGACGAAUUACUGAAUAAAAAGAAUAACUGUGAAGAUAAUAUGGAGUUCAAAGAUGAAAGUAACUUAGUUUUAUCUACUAUGGUAAUUUCCGAUUCUUUUUCAACAAGCUGUAAUAAAAAUUGCAUUAAUAUGAAUGAUAAAGAUUUUCAUGAUGAGAUUAAUGUAAUUGUAGAAGAUAACAAUUCAUUUGAAUCAGAAUUUAAACAUAAUGAUAAAUAUAAUUCAAAUCUUAAAUUAAAAAAUAUCUUAAAUUUAGAGAAUUCAUCUAUUUGGGAGCCAAAUUUUUUUAUAUCGAAGAGUCAGAAUUAUGAUAGUAAAAGCAACUCUGAACAUCUAAAUUUAACAAUUAAGGACCCUUUGAGUUCUGAUAGAUCAAAAUUCCAGGAAACAAAUCAAAUUAUUUCUCACAAUAAUUUAAAUGUUGAUAAAGAUGAAGUAGGUAAACGUUCAUCUACAAUAAAUGAUUCUGGAGAUAUUUUAAUAUUGUAUGAUGAAAGUGAUCCAAAAGUGACUUCCGAUGAAACCAAAGAAAUCAGUGAAACUAAUGGAUCUGAAUCUGCACAUGCAAUUCUGGAAGAAACAAGUAGUAAAAAUGAGAUUGUUUUCCAUGCUAGUCAAGAAAAUGAUAGUAAAAUUAAUGCAUAUACUAAUAAUGAAGUUGAGAAAAAAGAUAAUUUUAUUUUCAAUAAAAAAAUUGAUCCAUCAGAAGUAACUUAUCCACUUGAUGAUAACAAAAAUUGUGAAUCGCCUGUUUUAGUUGGCACAUCAAAUGACAAUUAUAUUGAAAAUAAAACUGAUCUUGAUACCAAACUAAAUGAAUCAUUUGUAUCUGAAUAUGAAAUCUCCUUAUUAGAAGAUACUGACUCAAUUCUUAGUGAAGAAUCUUUGGAUUCUGAAUAUGAAACCUCUUUGUUAGAAGAUGAUAUAAAUAUGGAAAAUCAGAACGAAAUGCAUGAAAAUAAAUCUUCCAAUGUUGAUGAGAAGGAUGAAAAAAGUUAUGAAGGAUAUGCCAAAGAAUUUAAAGUGGAUGAAAAAAUUCCUGAAGGGUAUGCCAAAGAAUUUAAAGUAGAUGAAAAAAUUCCUGAAGGAUGUGCCAAAGAAUUUAAAGUGGAUGAAGAAAAUGAACAAACUAUUGGUAAAAUUAACUUAUCCGAAAAAGAAACUGAUAAAAUUAUUUUCAAAAUCAAAAUAUGCUCAGAUAAUAUCUUUGAAACAAAUAUUGCUUCUUGUCCUAAAGAAAAAAUUACAUCUAAUCAUCAAAUUGCUACAAAAACUGAUUUGGAUGUGACAAAAUCAGUUCAGGAAAAAGAAAUGCAAAUAUUCAAUAAAAUCGGAUCAAGUGAAAAUACAAAUGACAAACCUGAACAAAAUUUACCUGCUAUAAUUGAUGGCACGACAACUCUAAAAUCAGAGCAACCAGCCAAUUUAAAGUCUGAAAACCCAAAUGAGUUUGAUGACAUUCAUAUUAAAAGAGAGUUACCAGAAAAUAUUGAUGCUAGUCAUUGUCAGUUAAAACUUGAAACAAAUAAUGGAUCUCAGACUUCAAAUAAAAUGACGUUAAAUAAUAACAAAUUUAAAAACUCAAAAGAGGUUGCAAUUAUAACUCCAAAUAAACAUAUUGCAGAGAGUGCUAACAUCAAUAAACCCAUAACUGAAAAAUCUGUGAAAAUAGAACUAGAUGUACUCAAUAAUGGUGAAUUAAAACAAAAUCUAAAUGAGGAAUAUCAACUUUCAAGUGAAGCGGUAUUCAAGAACAAAAAGAAUGAAAUUAGAAAGAAUAAAGAAAAGGAAUCUGUUGCUAAUACAGAAAAGCAAUUUACAGAAAGUACAUCCAAUGAUAAAGUCAUCAGUGAAAAGACUGUGAAAACAGAUUCAAAAGUCUCUACUAGUGGUGAAUUGAAACAGGAUGUACAAAAUAUAAUUUAUGAUUAUUAUGAAGAAGAAAAGGAAGAUUUAAUAAAUCCAGGUUGGAACAAAAUAAGAGAAUUAUCAACUGAUGAAGAGAGAUAUCGGCAGGUAAGAGACUGUUGGAAAUCUAAAAACAUUCCAAAUCCUUUCAAGAAUCUUACAUAUUAUUCAUACCGAAAACGUAAAGUUGCUUGUUCAGAAAAUAACAAUCGUGAAACAAAGCAGCAUAAACGACAUGCUUCGACCAACUUAAAUGAUAAGAACGCAAAACGUUCUCGUUCAUGUACUUAUAUUUUUGAUGAUCGAAUAAAGUCCAUUGAAAAAGAAAAAGAAAUUAAAGCAAAGACCUUAGAGGAUAAGAUGUUGAAUGAAGUCAGUCGUAUAAAUGAACUACAUUUCCAAGAGGAAACAGUAUUGGAGCGCUUUUAUGGUUAUAAUUUUGAUACCAGAAGGCAGUUCCAACUUAAUAGUCUUAGAAGAGAUUAUGAACAAAGAGUUUCAUCAGUGACAGCUAGAUAUGAACAAAAAAUAAAUGUUUGCUGUGAUAAAUACAUAACUGAAAUUAAUAACUUAAAAAAUAGCCGAAACGAGGUUUUGCAGUUUUAUAGUUUUUACAAAGGUUUAAAUACAAACGAAUAUAAAGAUCCUACAGUUCUAACUAAUUCUCAAAUACAAGAAUUGGAAGAAAUUGAAAAUAUUUAUAACCAAAUGGAUCUUCUUUAUAAAUAAAUGGUUUCUCCAAAGAGCAUUUUAUGAGCUGAAAAUGCUUAUUUUUGUGCAUUAUAAUACUAGAAUUCAAAGUUAAUUAUUUGGAUUUGUUAAGUGUAAAGAAAAAUAUAGAAUAAUAAAAUGUUUAAUCAUAUCAAAAGAAUAAUGAAGAAAUUAAAUUUUAAAAUUAUAUUAGUGAUCAAAUCUGCUCUUUAACUACUCUCUUUUGAGAUUGAAUUUUUAUAAAGUAUAGCCAAAUUAUCUUCAUGCAAUAUCGCUUCAUUUCUUUAAAAAAUAAAAUGAAUUUUUAGACAAAGAUUAGAGCAAGGAUUCUUUAUUUACAGUAAAUUUAGAGUAUAAAACGAUUUUUAAAUUGAAAUUGCUGUCUUUAUGUCUUAAAGAAAUUAUUUAGAAAAGUAAUUUCUUUAAGAAUGAAAUUACUAAACAGUGUGAUAAUUUUUUAAUUGCUAGAAUCAGACUAAUGGGCAUAAUUAAAUGAAGAGCAAGGUCAUUUUUAUAAUUUAAUUGACUUUUCUUAUUUUAAAGAACCACAUUUAGUAUGGCAGCAAAUAAAAUGAAGGUAACUGAGUUUCUCUUGAUUUUUUUUAACUUCUAAAGCACAAAGAAAAUUGAAAAUUACAGAAACCAUUUUGAAAUCUACUAUAUAUUUUUCUUUAAUAAUCAUAGAGGAAUUGUAUUUAAAAUUUUAAUGAACAGCAAAAUAUUUUCAUUUGAAAAUAAUUACUGUUCAUAGCUCUGAAUUUGUAAAUUGUUAGUGUUUUAACAUUGAAAUUGUAUUUAAAUUGAA